AUGCAGGGGAUCUUGGUGAUGGGCUUGGUUGCUGCGGCGUCGGCUGCAAGCCUGACGACGACGUCGACGUCAACGAUCACGACGACAACAACGAUAUACUACGGGGCCGAUGGCGUGAACAGCGUGGUGUUGGAUAUGGCCAAGGGCUUGAUGGCGGUGGGGAUGAGUGCAUCGGUGAACACUAGCUCGACGGUGAGCGCGUGGAACUCGCAGCUCUGGUCAGCGGGGAACACAACGACGGCGACAGCGAAUCACACGUCUGCGGCGACGCACGGGUCGACGGUGCAGCUGACGACGCACAACAAAACAAGUACGGCCGUGACGGCGCCGCCUGCUAGCGUCACACCUACAGCGGCGCUCAGCUCGUCGGCAGCGCCCAGCUCGUCAAAUGCGUCGGGCCCGGCGAGUGCGCCCGCCUCUAGCCCGGGGCCUAGCGUCUCAUCUUCCGCGGGCGCUGCGUUGCUGGAUGCCCGCGGCGCGAUUUUGCUCGGGGCUCUUGGUGCUGUUGUGCUAGAUCUAUGUUGA
Eremothecium gossypii ATCC 10895 is the source of this 525-nucleotide messenger RNA. Its product is annotated as AAR101Wp. The coding region runs from base 1 to 525 and encodes 174 amino acids. Lineage: Eukaryota; Fungi; Ascomycota; Saccharomycetes; Saccharomycetales; Saccharomycetaceae. The record is from RefSeq and is marked provisional. The transcript has a single exon.